CCCAGCUCCCCUAAACCCAACUUUCUUAAACCCAACUUUCUUAAACCCAACUCCCCUAAACCCAACUCCCCUAAACCCAACUUUCUUAAACCCAACUUUCUUAAACCCAACUUUCUUAAACCCAACUUCCUUAAACUCAACUUCCUUAAACCCAACUUCCCGAAAUCUAACUUUCUCAAACCCAGCUUUUCUAAACCUUAACGCUCAUCCCUCUCGUCGUGGUUUUCCCCUACUUGGCUAACCACUAUGAUCUUUGAUAUUGACGUGUACGAUCAUCCGGAAACCUCAGCCUUUUUGAAGGAUGAAUUAUCUUUACUUAACGAACAGAUAAGGAUUGUUGAAGGGCUUGAGCAUGCUAGAGCCCGUCUUCUGGCCAAAUCUUCGUUGGAGUACAAUACACUAUCGAAGUGCGAUGUGUUCAUGCGUUAUGCCAAUGAAAGUACCCCUGGCAGUAACUUCGACCUCGAAAUCCGUAAGCUGAGCCUGGACGAGCUGGCUUUCUGCUCCAUUAGUUUCGAAGACAGGCGCCUCAAACAUGUGGUCCACCAUUUCAAAGCGGCGAAUAUCCGGAAGUAUAUGACGACAACACACGUCUCAUGCCUCGAACGGCAGGAAAUUUUCAGACGACUGAACCGUUUAUGCGCUGAAUCUGAGGGGAAACCAUUUAAGGAGAUCUACUCGUCUGCCUAUAUGGUAUACAACAAUUUUUUGGCCAAGGGCUCUAUGGAAUCGAAUGAGAUGGAUGUUGAGACUUCACUAGAUCCCGAACCUGACACGAUGGCUAAACAGCCUGGCUCCUUUGAGUUCCCCACGGCGCGAUGGAGCAACAUUGACAAAGUGUUUCCUGCACAAGCUGCAAACGCCAUCCGCCACGCGCCGCAACGUAUAGUAGAUCCGGAAAUAACAGAUUGUGUGCGAUCUAAAUUCCCUAGGGGUCGGAGUGAAGGCGAUGCGAUCGUUUGGUUGGACAUCGGGUCCAACGGGGCACUGCCAUUCCUACCUACAUAUAGGUCAGGUAUCGAAAUGGAGCAAGUUCGUGCCAUAUUUGGGGAUGCUAUCUGUGAUGCUGUUGAUGAAAGUGACCUGCGAAAGUGGGAAAAAAGAAAUGGACGUUUGAGUACAACAGAAUGCGUGAAGAUGAAGGUAUUUUGUCACAUGGAGCUUCGAAUAGGAUACGACACAACUAUAGCGAAGAAAUUAUUCAAUUGAUGGAAUAAUAGCCUUUAUAUAUUGUCGCAGAUAUGCCUGCAGGAAGUCUCAUGAUGCCAUGACUUUGCUUGGUGUUCCACACUUCGUGAUCCGCUUCAAAGAAAACCACUUCUUCGCAAUCUCUACAAAUAAGUAGCCGAUCAUUGGUCGCCUUUUCAAUCGAUUCGAGUGAUACAUAUUCGGUAAGCUUCUUCAAUCGAUCAUCGUCUGCAGGGAGCGUUUCCCACCGUGAUUCCUACCAGUAUCACAUCAGUACUGUAUAUGAUUCUCUUUUAGGAGCCAUACCAAGUCGUCUUUUCUGGUUGUCAUAACAAUCUGAAAAGGUACUCUGAGGGUACAAAGCCUGCUGUAGUUGGGCAUCAGUCUUGACCUCCGUCGGGAUGGACUUCUUAUGGCUUUACCUCCGAAGCAAAUGGGUGGUGU
Molecule: messenger RNA, 1632 nt
Organism: Aspergillus welwitschiae
Lineage: Eukaryota; Fungi; Ascomycota; Eurotiomycetes; Eurotiales; Aspergillaceae
Exons: 2
Coding region: 247-1209 (320 amino acids)
Source: RefSeq, a predicted model, not a curated record